Prorocentrum cordatum is the source of this 4543-nucleotide messenger RNA. The record is from the annotation of a GenBank genome assembly. Lineage: Eukaryota; Dinophyceae; Prorocentrales; Prorocentraceae.
GCAACCUCUGGGCGAGGCCUGCUUGCAGAUCAAAUGAUUGGCCUGCCGCCGAGGUCGCUCUUCGAGGCGGUCGCCCAUGCCAGGCUGGGGUCGAGGGGGCUUGUCACGUUCUCGAGCGACCCCGGCUGGGCCCACGAGAGGCUCUUCCUGUGGCCCGUCCCGCCAGACUCAGACGGUGGCCACUGGGCCAGCUACGUCUACACGCCUAGGGGUGACUUCUACGUGGAGCAGGAGACCGACUUCAGCAGCUCGGCCCUGCUCACAGGGCGGAAGGGCUACCCGACGGGCGUCCCUCAGGUGGUGGCGUUCAGCCGGGCCCUGGAGCCGGACGAGGUGGCUGAGCUCGUCACGACGGCGCGCGCCGAGGCCGUCGUGAUGACAGGGAGUGAGGGGCCCGAUCCCAGCGUGCCUGACGCGGUGGACUGGAGGGGGGGCCGGCUGGACCUUCCAGCCUACUCCCCGGUGCAGGCGCCGCGCCUCAGUGCCUCGGGCUGCCGGCUCCGAGGCAAGCAGGCCAUGCCCCUCCCCGUCGUCGACGUCGAGGGGGCGGGGGCUGCUCUCGUGCCAGCGUCGGAGCCAGGCGGCGGCGCGCCCACGCCCCUGCCAGAGGCCGCCGAUGGGCACGGCUGGCUGCGCAGCGACUUGGCCUGCUGGGGCGGAGCUUUCGCCCUCGGCACCGAGCUGCGACCUGGCCAACCACCGUGUGUCGGGCUGUGUGGGCGAGGCGAGUACGGCAUCGCCACCGAUCGCAGCGGAGGUCAUCACCCUGUGGAGCUCGUCGAGCUCGGUCGCGUGUCGGAGUGGUGCUGCAGGGGGCCUCCCGGCUCCGAGGCGGUGGCGACCCGCUCGAGAAGAGGCUGCUCGACGACGGGCCACCUCGGCCGCCCGCGCUGGCGCCCUCCACGGCCCGAGCCGAGGCGGCCGACGUCGACGACCCCCGCACGUGCUGGAUCGACUACGACUGACGCGGGGGUCAGGUACAAUGAGUGGAGGAAGGUGCUGCAGGAGGCCACUCAGGAGAGCGUCCAGACGGCUGGGCCCAGGGGGCUCCCAGUGUGCCUCCCCGUGUGCAGGAAGUUCCACAAGCACGGCGGGGCGCCCAAGGCCUGGUUCGCCGAGUGGGUUCGCGAGGUCGGCAUCUCGCGUAAGGGCCGGGCCUGGCAUGAGGUCGAGUGCCUCAUCGAGUGUCUCUGGCUGGCUGGCAGCUACGACCAGCCGAACGUGGGGGCCGUCGCGGCCCUGGAGGUGGUCGUCCGACGGCUGCUGCAGCGCGUGGAGGCCUACGCGAAGGGCGCGGGCAAUCCCAACUGGAGCGCGGCCAAGCACUUCAGCGCCACCUCCUCGGCCCUGGACCUCGCCCCCGAGGAGAUGCGCACGUGCGCCGCGCGCCAGGCGAAGGGCGAGCUGGAGCUGGAGAGCCUCCGCGUCCGCGCCCGCGCGCCCCACUCGGGGGCCGCCCUGGGCGCCGACGCCGCGGCCGCCGCCGCUUUGCGGGGGGCCCCCCCUCGCAGGCGCAGGCGGCUGCUGCGAGACAUCAGCGCGGCCAUCGAGGCGCUGAGUUGGAUGCGUGGAGGGGGUCAUCGGCCUGCCCCGCGGCAGAUGUCGGCGCCCACCGAGAAGAAGAUUUUGGGCCUACAAGCUGAUGUGCGGCAGCGCGUCGUGGAGGCGGCCCCCCGCUGGUGCGACGUUGACAGCGCCGUCGGCGAACGUGGAGCCUUGGCCAGGCUCUUGAAGGGGCGCUCGGGGCAUGCGCCGGCGCCUUCAUGCAGUGUCGGGUCCUGCGAGCACCCGAUGGUGUCGGAAGCACCUCGAGGAUCCUCGCACCUACGGCCGCCUUGUGCGGAGGGUAGCGAGAGUCGGCAUGGUGACCUUCACUCGAGACCCGGCCUGCGUACUGGGCGUUUAUUUUUCGUCGCCAAGAAGGCCGACAAGCUCAGGCUAAUCGUCGACAGCCGGCGAGCCAAGCAGCUGUUCCAGAAGCCUCCCGGCGUCGCCCUCCUGAGCGGCGAGGGGUUGUCCAGGGUGGAGAUCGACGACCCCGGGGGCCUCCUGGAGGGCCUGCCGGCCCACCUCGGCGUCGGGGACGUCGCGGACGGCUUCCAGAGGAUGAGGUUGGUGAAGACGGCGGCGGGCGACAUUCGGCGUUACUUCUGCCGGCCGCCCCUCGCGCCCAAGCGCGCCGGCAUCUCCGAGGUCGACGGCGCGGCUGUGAGGCCGGACGAGGAGAUCUGGCCCAUGUGCGCGAGCCCCCCGAUGGAUUUCUCGUGGUCGCUGCACUUUGCCCAGACCGCGAACGCCCAGCGCCUGGGUCGCCAGCCCGCGCUGCGGCAGAGCCGGGAGCUCUCGGACCGGGUGCCUUCCCUGGUCCUCGGCGGGCCUUCGGCCUCGGCAGGGUCCGGCCACUGCAUGUCCGUCGACAACGCUGGCGUGCUCUCCUUCGACGGCGACCUGGUAGGUCGCGCUCUGGCGGGGGCCCAGAGGGACUUCGACGCCGACGCGCUGCGCUUCCACGAGAUGGAGGUCUUCGACCACAGCGGGCCCUCCCAGGGCUGGCAUCUUGACGGCGACGCCCGAGUCGCCCGGCCCAGUGACAAGCGUUUCGCUCUGGUGCGCCGCGGCGUCCGGGCGUUGCUUCGACUGAGGAAGGUCUCUGGCUGGCAGGUCGAGGCCGUCCUCGGACGCGUCGCUUUCCUGUGUCUGAUGCGUCGGGAGCUCCUCUCGAUCUUCCACGCGGUGUAUCGUUUCGUUCGGGAGUCCUACGCGAAGUUCCAGCGGCUGUGGGACUCGGCUCAGGAGGAGCUCAACGCUUUCCUCCGGGCCAUGCUCUUCGUCGAGGCCGACUGGAGCCAGCCUUGGACGCCCUGCGUCUACGCCAGCGACGCGAGUCUCCACGGCUUCGGCGUCUCCCAGCCCCCCUGGCCGCAUCGCGACGUGGCCGAGGUCGGGCGCGUGCCGGAGCUCAGUCGCCACCGCCUGGGCGGCGCCCGGGCCCACGAGCACGCCUUCGAGGUCGCCGGCUUCAAGGUGGGCCCUGAGAGCGGCGACGUGGAGCGCGACUUCCACGGCCGGCCCGUGCGGCGCGACAGAGAGGCGAGGGAGAUCCUGGAGGCGGCGCGGUGGGAGCACAAUGAGGAUUUUGCUGAGGUGCCCAGCCGCCUCCUUGCCGGCGACCGCUGGCACACUAUUCUCGCUGAUCGUUGGCUGCAUGCCGACAACGGUCGGCGCCUUGAGGCCAGGGCGGUGGUCAAGGCCGACCCUGUUUCCGCGCCGAGCCUCAGCCAGACCGAUGCCGUGAGGGCCAUGGAUGGCCAGGCGACCCGCGUGCGCGCCCUGACCCUGGAGCGGGGUCUGGCCAGCCGCCUGGCGUUGUGCAGCCGUUCUCUGGAGCAGGGCUGGCCCGAGCGUCGCGCGGGCUUCGCCCGAGCGCAGACGACGGAGGCUUUCCUGGGGCAGGUGGCGGACGAGAUCCCUGGCAGGUUGGCCAGGGCGCCAGGCCCGGCCGACCGAGGCGUCCCCGCGGACAUCGAGGGAGAGGACGGCAGCGAGAGCGACGACUCCUCGGACCCCGAGGAGAGGGCGGCGUCAGCGGCCCGCCAGAGGGCUUUGCGGCGGCGCGGGAAGAACCACGUGCGCCAGUGCCUCAGCGCCCUGAUGGGCGCGGCACUCCUAGGCGCGCGGCUGACACCGCUGGAGGUUCGGUCCGUGACCGAGGCAGCCGCUGCCCAGCACCGCCAGCGCGUCCUCGCCUUCUUGAGCUGGGGCCCCUUCUCAGAGGCGGUGCUGAAUGAGCCCGCGCGCCUGGGCGUCGCCCUGGCCGACUUCAUGAACCGCGAGUUCGAGCAGGGUCACAAGAGCUGGAGGGGAGAGAAGCUCCUGGCGGGCAUCAUCUUUCACUCACUUCGCUACGGGAAGAACGGCUACGACAAGCUGCCGCGCACCCUGCGCGCGCUGAAGGGAUGGUGCAGAGCGUCGCCAUCUCGCUCGAGAGGGCCCUUGACAGCGGGCAUGCGGGUGUCCAUUGUGGUGGAGAUCGCGAGGCUGGGUUUCCUGAUGGCCGCAGUACUAACCUUGAUUAUGGUAGAGGGGUGCCUGCGCCCCGGAGAGAUACUGGGCCUGACGCCGGAGGGCAACCUGCGGUCCAAGACCGGCGAGAGCGACGACAGCAUCCCCUUGGACUCAAGGAGAUGCGGCUGGAUGGACGCGAUCGACCAGGUGUUCUCCAGGCGCCCCCAGGGCUCGGAGCGCCUCCUGGACUGGAGCUACCGCGAGUACGUGGGCGUCUUCAGGCGCGCUGCCGCCAACCUGAACUGGACAGUGGUGCCAGAUCAGGGGCGUCGCACGGGGGCCAGCGCCGACCGCGCCGAGAACCUCAGAACCCAAGAGCAGGCGAUGAAGCGCGGGAGGUGGCAGGCUCUUCGAAGUGUCAGGAGGUACGAGAAGGCUGGGCGCGUCAACCAGGCGCGGCGGGAGGUAGAUGCCGAGGACCAGGACCACGUCUGGCUCCUCGUGAGAAAAAUCGAAGGGAUCUUCCUACGAUGGGGAC